AGGGUCAGAGGGACUGGUGGAUGGGAAGAACCCUUUGGGAGAGGGAAAAACAAUCACGUGUUUGGAGAUCAAAGGAGAUCUGCUUUGUAGGGUGGGGGUGAGAAAGAGAGGAGAGUUAGAGAAAGAGGGAGGGAGGGAGGGAGGGAGAGAGAGUGUAAUUGACGAGGCUGCAGUGGUGAAUAAACGCGCUCCGGUCUCGCUGCAGCUUUUAUUGCACAAUUCCGGGUCCGCUGCGUUUCGUUCGCCUUUUCGACCGUUCCGAACAGACUCGAUUCCUUCGAUCCAUCCGAUCAGCCUUGGAAACUAUGUUCCGAUCGGCGCAGAUCCAGCCGGCAAGAUGAUGCUGUUCCCUCUGCGCCUGGCCCUGGACCCCGACUCGGUGGUCCUGGUGAUCUUCGUGGUCUCCACGUCACUCGGCUCCGUGGUCGCUAAGGACACCGCGUUUGUGGAGGUGGUUCUGUUCGAGUCGAGUCCCAAUGGAGAUUACACCACGUACACGACCGGGUUGCAAGGACGCUUCUCCAAAGCUGGGGCCACUAUCAGCGCGGAGGGGGAGAUAGUCCAAAUGCAUCCCCUGGGACUGUGUAACAACAAUGAUGAUGAGGACCUCUAUGAGUAUGGAUGGGUAGGAGUGGUGAAGCUGGAGCAACCCGAGCUGGACCCGAGCUGUCUCACCGUGCUGGGAAAGGCAAAAAGAGCUGUUCAGAGGGGGGCAACUGCUGUCAUCUUUGACGUGUCGGAGAACCCAGAUGCUAUCGACCAGCUGAACCAGGUGGGCGAGGACCCCCUUAAGCGGCCGGUGGUCUACGUCAAGGGAAACGACGCCAUGAAGCUGAUGAACAUCGUGAACAAGCAGAAAGUCGCCCGCGCUCGCAUACAGCACAGACCCCCCAAGCAGCCCACGGAGUACUUUGACAUGGGCAUAUUCCUGGCCUUCUUUGUAGUCGUUUCCUUGGUCUGCCUUAUCCUGCUCAUCAAGAUCAAACUGAAACAAAGAAGAAGCCAGAGCUCUCUGAACCGGAUGGCCAUCCAGGCUCUGGAGAAGAUGGAGACGCGCAAGUUCAAGGCCAAGGUCAAAGGUCAGCGGGAGAGCAGCUGUGGGGCAUCUGAUUGGCUGAGCAGCAGCUCCACCUCAGACUGUGCCAUCUGCCUGGAGAAGUACAUGGACGGGGAGGAGCUGCGAGUCAUCUCGUGUGCUCAUCGCUUCCAUAAGAAGUGUGUGGACCCCUGGCUGCUGCAGCACCACACCUGCCCCCACUGCAGGCACAACAUCCUCGAACAAAAGAAGGGGACCCCCGGGUCGGUGUGCAUGGAGCCGGCCAGCUCAGUCCACAGCCGCCAGCAGAGGGUAGUGCUGCCCGUCCACUACCCAGGCAGGGUGCACCGCGCUGGGCAGGUGACGGCAUACCCCACCCGCACCAGCAUGGACCCCCACGGCAACCCCAUCACUGUGCUGACGGUGGACCAGCAUCCGGACCCCCAGGGUCUCUACCCGGCUCAGUCCACCUCUACAGCCUUCCUCCGCGGCUACCAUCCCACACUACACCUGGACCACUCGCUCAACCCCCACCAUUGUGGGCUGGAGCACCGCGGACCCCCCGCCUACCCUGCUGCGCAGCCCCCCCACCACACGGCCUUCAAGAGACCCAAGUUCCACGGCGGACGCAGCUUCUCGCGGGCAACCUGCUUCUCGCAGUACGAGACCAUGUACCAGCACUACUACUUCCAGGGCCUUACGUUCCCCCAGCCGCCCGACGGGGCCCAGGGACCAGCCAUGGCGGGGCUGCUGAACGGCGGGGCGGGCCCCCACAAGGGCCACCACGGCAGGGCCUUUCAGCAGGGCCUGCUGUAUCCAACAGUGAUGCACAUGGGGCCGGCCUCCAGCUCACGGAUGGCCGACACGGGGAGCGUGUCGGGCCUGGGCUGUUACCACGGCCACCGCUCGGUGUGCAGCGGCUAUCUGGCGGACUGCCCCGGCAGCGACAGCAGCAGCAGCAGCUCGGGCCAGUGCCACUGCUCCUCCAGCGACUCCAUGCUGGACUGCACCGAGGUCAGCAACCAGGGCGUGUACGGCAGCUCGUCCACCUUCCGCAGCUCGCUGAGCAGCGACUACGACCCCUACGUCUACCGCAGCAAGAGCCCCUGCAGGACCUCGGCGGGGGCCGAGACGGGCGCAGCGCCAGCCGACGACUCGCUCAGCCCCGCCCCCUCGGGACACGAGUGCCCGCCGGGCCAGCCCGCCGGGGCACCAGGGGGCUGCAGCCUGGAGGCCAACCACAGCAGUCGUUCAUCUCUGGAGACCCGGGAGAGCGGGGGGGCUUCGUCAGCAGGGGUCCCGCCUUGCGCAGCGGACCGGGGGAGCCGGGCUCUGGAGGAGUCGGGGGACCCUGGGCCUCCGGGGCCCGGGACCUGUGGCUGCUGCUUGGAGGGACCCCCUCCAAAUGCCGAGCGCAAGGUGCAGGACCGAGGGGGGCCGAUGGGCCGGGGCUGUCGCUUAGGGGCGGAGUUUCAGAGCGCCGCCUUGAAGAAGUGUUUUGCCCCUGAGCACAUGUGCCCGCCAUCGGAGCAGGGGGGGUACGAUGGGGGGCCCUGCUGCUUCUACAAGGAGAGGAAGGUGCACCGCGUGGCGCGCUAUGCCGAGGACUACACCGUCAACGUGCUGUACGCGCACACAGACUCAGAUGCUUGCUCUGGGCAGGGACGCUGUGAACUCAGCCAGAGAAUACCCAUAAUUCCCGAGGACACAGACUAUGAGUUGGGUGCAGCGACAGAGACCCAGGGAAGCCUCUUGCCGGCCAAUGGGACGACGGAGGCAGAGGCCCAAUCAGGGAGGCCGCAGGCGGACAGGAGGGCGGGGUACUUGUCCUCGGGACAGUUCAUAGGUCAGGUGUACCCACAGGAGGAGGAGAGGAGGGCCCUGGUCCAACCCCAUGGCCCAACAAGCAACAAGGAAUCGGGAAGCAAUACAUUUUCAAGUGAACGGGGACUGUAAGGACUUAGCAUUUAUACUGCCACGUCGAUGUUACAAUGCAAGCCAACCGGUCAAUCAGGCGAUCAAAUUAAAGCCCUUAGUUGCCUUGCAGUCGCCUUUUUUGCAAAACUCUGAAUGUUAGCAUCUUUGAUAGUGUAAUAUUUCUACUGAAAAUGAUGGUUGGCAGAUACACAGUUUAUUCAAUUCAGUACUAGGGCUACAAAACGUCUCGAGACAUGGACCAGCUGGUACUAAAAGCUUUGUUGGGGCCUCGUAACACAAACUGGAGCAGCUUGGACACAAUGCCCCUCUCCAAGGGUUCUGCCAUCCCAUAAUGGUAACUAGGGUUCUGCCAUUCCAUAAUGAUUACAACGUUUCAACCAUCCCAUAAUGGUAACAAGGGUUCCACCAUCCCAUAUUGGCGUUGUAACUGGUCCCCUACUUUCAUUUGUAUGCUUGUCACUUGAAAUUAAGCUUCCUUUUUUUGUGCAACUGGUUUGAUUUAGAUCUUUCACUUCAUGUAACUUCAUCAUCAUGUGUUUACGUGAAAAUUGAAAAUGCUAUAAUGCUUCAUCAACCACAAACUCGAGUAGAAACCGCUGUAUGGAUGAGCUUCACCAGAACUCAAAGAAAUGAGCUGUGUUCGUAAUUGUUCCCUAUUCACUCACUCACUAUUCGCUAUAUAGUGUUUAUGCUAUAGUGAACUAUAUAGGGAACGAACAAACGAGAAUUCGGACACUACGCUAAACAUUAAAAAAAAAACACGACCACAUUGCAUUGUGGUAUAUGGGAGUAACAUAUAGGGAACAUCAUAUGUUCACAAAAUUUUAUUGUUCACUAUAUAGUGAAUGAAAUUAACCACUGAGAAUUUGAACACCACUACAAAAUGGCGAGCACCCUAUAUAGUGCACUAUAUCCGUGAUAGGGAAAGAUUUCGAACACAGCUGUGGUCUCUUUAUAAGAUCUAGGUAAAAGCCUGCCAUGUUUGAUACAUUUUGAAAAGACCGGUUUUCUCUCUUGAGAAAAGUAUAAAGCGAUCGAUAGGAAUUGGAAACUAAUAAAGCAUAGAAAUGGUCAUGCAUAAACGCUGCUUGUCUCAGUACUGUGUGACACGUUGUACCUUCAGGUUACUGCGGUCCAUUUCUAUCCAGCUGUGGCCUACUCGUGGACGUGCCAGUAUAACUCAUAAGCCUUAUGCUAUCAUAGCUUUCCUUAAAACCCAUGCGGACAGUUUCCGUCGGUAAGAAGACCCCUGUAGUCGACAGAGGGCCGGGCGGUCGGACAGACGGCUGCGCGGUCGGACAGACAGGGGGCCGGGCGGUCGGACAGGGGGAGGCGUGAUUGGAUAGAAAGCCGUCUGAGGAAAGCAGUUUCUAAAGGGCUAUUGUAUUUCUUUGAAAUGUGGAGUUUAGCCCUUACAUUUAUUUUAUUUUUUACUGUCACUUAUCAAAAUGUCCUCCACAAGGUAUGCUCUUGUUUAUGUGUGGCUCUUAAGGUUCUUGUGUGUUUCAAAAGGCCAAAGGAAAGGAUCAGGAAGACUCAUGGUUCAUAAGGGUUACUUUUUGUAAUGUGAUUUAUUUUGUUUUAUUAUUUUGCAUUGCAGUUACACAUACCACAGUGUCUCCCUAUCAUACAGUACAACACAAGCUGUCGAUAUCAACACUCUACUUUAUACAGACCUAUUUGUUUGUCCUGCAGACUGUUUUGAUACUGUUUCUAUGAAAUGUACUCAUUCUCUUGACAGAGGAAAAACCUCCUAAAAUAACCCUAUUUAUAUGAUAACCCAGUGCUGUAAUCAAGUGAGAAUCUAAUCUUGCCUUUUGCAUAGAGGUUUCUGUACCUACUGCAGAUAUAACAUUUUUUGGUAAUUAAGUCACUAUUUAAUUUUUUGGGGUUAUCGUUUCUAGCACUUAAGAAUAUUAAAAUGUGUACAAAAUAAUAUUUUUUAUUUUUUUUAAGAAUAUAAUUAUUUUCCGUCAUUAUCAUUACAAAUGUUAUAAAAGUCUAGAAAUCCAUCUGUAUAUUUCUGUUCCUGUAUAGCAACACGUUUCAUAAAUGGAAAUAUGUUCUCCGAAUAUUUAUUUACUAAUAUAUUUAUCUUUAAGCCAUGCCUUAUGUUCAGAGUGUAUGAACAUUUUGGAGAUAUUGGUUGAUUUUUAUUUUGAGGAAAAUCACUAACAUGAGACUUUGUAUAUACAUGGUAAUUGCACACAAGACAAUUAAAUCUCUAUGACCAAAAAACUGAUUUUAAAACUUUAGUAUGAUACAGUUUUGUAAUUAAAGUGUACAAAGAUCUGUAAAAUAUACAGUUUUAUUCAAGUAAAA
Messenger RNA from Gadus macrocephalus (Pacific cod), 5296 nucleotides. It is a transcript of the gene znrf3, whose product is annotated as zinc and ring finger 3. Gene Ontology annotation, biological process: negative regulation of canonical Wnt signaling pathway; Wnt receptor catabolic process; ubiquitin-dependent protein catabolic process. Gene Ontology annotation, molecular function: frizzled binding; ubiquitin protein ligase activity. The transcript has 8 exons. The record is from RefSeq and is a predicted model, not a curated record. Lineage: Eukaryota; Metazoa; Chordata; Actinopteri; Gadiformes; Gadidae. The coding region runs from base 338 to 2992 and encodes 884 amino acids.